AAAUAACCACACUGGCGCAGAAAUUUAAAUUUGUGUGGGGUAACCAUUUUUGUUUGUGAAAAAAAGCAAACAUUUUGUUCAAAUAGUGUACAUUGUUAAAUCACUUUUUGUUUAAAUAAGCAAAACUGAAAAACAAGGACGCUAGUUGUGUGUUUAUGGAAUAAAGUUUGCAUGUGCAUUUAAUUUGGUGUUUACUUAGUUAAAUCACAAUCAUUAAAUAAACAAUGUGAAUUGAAUGAACUUUAAAAUAGGUGAAAAAUGGGGGUUAAUCAAUAAAUACUACAUAUACUGGAGACAUCUGCUUGGCAAAUAUUUACAAAAAGAUCAGAAACGGUAAUAUCUGAAAAUAGAUGACAAAAAGAUACAAAUUAAAAUAAAAAAGAUCACACACAAAAUAAAGCGUAAUUCAAGGUUUGACUGGUAAAAAAAUACAAAAAGACAUACAUCAGAUAAAUGAACCAAAAAAGGGGUAGUUAUAAAAAGCACAGUUUCUACAAAAACUAAAGAUAUUGGUCACUGGAAAAGAAAACAAACACACAAUCUUUUCAAAAAGGUGAACAAUACAACUGUAAAAUAUCCACAUUAUGAGAGAAGCCAUACGCAGAGAAGACAAACUGGCAACAGAUGAAAAUUGAAAUCAGCAAAGUAAGUCCAGCAAAAAAGAUUCAGUCAAUUCAUCAGGAGAUAGAGCUACAAUAGAAACAAAAUACAGCCUCAGUUUGGUUAGAGGAGGACCCACAAAACCAGAGCCUCAGUUUGGUUAGAGGAGGACCCACAAAACCAGAGCCUCAGUUUGGUUAGAGGAGGACCCACAAAACCAGAGCCUCAGUUUGGUUAGAGGAGGACCAACAAAACCAGAGCCUCAGUUUGGUUAGAGGAGGACCAACAAAACCAGAGCCUCCGUUGGGGUUAGAGGAGGACCAACAAAACCAGAGCCCCAGUUUGGUUAGAGGAGAACCAACAAAACCAGAGCCUCAGUUUGGUUAGAGGAGAACCAACAAAACCAGAGUCUCACUUUGGUUAGUGAAGGACCAAAAAAACCAGAGCCUCAGUUUGGUUAGAAGAGAACCAACAAAACCAGAGCCUCAGUUUGGUUAUAGGAGAACCAACAAAACCAGAGCCUCAGUUUGGUUAGAGGAGAACCAACAAAACCAAAGCCCCAGUAUGGUUAGAGGAGGACCAACAAAACCAGAGCCUCAGUUUGGUUAGUGAAGGACCAACAAAACCAGAGCCUCAGUUUGGUUAGAGAAGAACCAACAAAACCAGAGCCUCAGUUUGGUUAGAGGAGGACCAACAAAACCAGAGCCUCUGUUUGGUUAGAGGACCAACAAAACCAAAGCAUCAGUUUGGUUGGAGGAGGACCAACAAAACCAGAGCCUCAGUUUGGUUAGAGGAGGACCAACAAAACUAGAGCCUCAGAUCGUUUAAAUAAGGACCAACAAAACCAGAGCCUCAGUUUGGUUAGAGGACCAACAAAACCACAGCCUCAGUUUGGCAACAGAUGAACCAAUCAGAAUGAAUGAGCUUCAGCGUAGCGUGCUGCAGAAGCACACCAUGGACCUGGUCCGAGACAUGAUUGUGACGGAGCACCUGACUGGUUUGAUGUUCUCCAAGGGAAUUUUCGAAGCAGAAAUGAUUGAAAUGAUAAAGGCUGGCAGUACACACAGUGAGAAGGCUCACAAACUGUUGGAGCUGCUACCCAAGAGGGGCCCGGAUGCCUUUGAACUGUUCCUGGAUAUACUACAUGACCUCUACCCAUGGCUGGAGAAACUGCUCCAAGAUUCACUGACAUCAGAGUCAGAAAGGAUCCUUGCUUGUCAGUUGGUGAAAGAAGACUCCAAGACAGAUCUGUUACAAACACCGAGAACCAUCUCUGCAACCGCAAAAACAGAUGAGGACAUUAAGAUUCGUGUCAGUGCAUUUGUCCAGAAGCAGUUUGGACAGAUUCGAAGGAUUUCAAACAGCGACAAGAAAGCCAUAGAGGUCCACAUGAGUCGUUGGUUACACCAGGAGAGGAAACGGCUCAACAAGCUGGUGGAUGAUGAAAUCACAGAGAGCAAGCAAGGAAGCAUCCUGCAUCAUAAAGAUGUAAAGCAACAUAUUCACACCCUUCACUGCCUCAUACGCAACAAGCACUUGAAAAAACUGCCAUGGAUGAAACACGCCUUCAGAGAGGAGGGGCAGAAAAUAGAAAGGGAGGGUACUCAUGUAGAAGUGCAUGAAGUUGAGGUGACACUGGAUGAAGUGACUUUUGACCAUCUUAGAAAAGACAUCAACGAAAUUCUCCACAAGAUGGACUACAUGCAAGGGCAGAUCAGUCGCAGCUAUGAUUACAUCGAUGGGAAUCGGGGAACCAAGAAAGCCGAUAAGGAUAUCAGCGUGUUGGUGCAUGAAUUAUGUGGGGAGUAUAGGUAUAAAGAGAAGGAACUUGUAAACGAGAGACAGAAAAUCGAGAAAAUGCUGGUGGAGCUGUAUAACUUUUCUGCGAAAUCCAAUAAGUUACAGAAUGUUAUAAGUGGACAGGAGCAUGAGAUAAAUGCUCUAAAGGAGCAUAUCAGUAACUUGAAUAACCAGAACAAUGCCCUUGUGAAAGAGAUUGCUGUGCUGGAGCAAGCACAAAAGGUUCAUCGAGAGAAGGAAAAGACGCUGGCUGAACUAAAACAAGCAAAAAAUGACCUUCAUACGAUGAUAGAGGUCGUGAACAAAGAAAACAAGGAGCUUAAGGAGCUCAUGGAAAAAAAGGGGCUGAACAGGAAUGGGUCUCCUAGACGGGCUCUUAACAACAUCAGCAGUAAUAAUUCUAGAUUUUCACCUAGGAAGCAAGCACCAAAACGGAAGUCAAAUAGUUUCCGUACCUGAAAAACUUUGCAGACAUAAAGUAGUGGUUUUGUGGUAAAAUGUUGUGUGGAGUCAAGAUAACUAAGAUGGCCCAAGCCAUGCUGUUGAAAUACUCCAAAUUUAUUUGUAUGGCAUUAUAACCUUGCUUCAAAUAUAAAUGAUAUUCGAUACAGAUAUUGCACAUCUGUUUAAAUGAUUUAUUACGAGUUGCAAAGAAAAUUGUAAUUGGAUGUUACCAGCAGGAAAUAUGAGAAAGCACAAUGACAAACAUAAGAAUAGAAUUUAAAAUUGAAACAAGAUUAGGUAUUUUGCUGCUAUGCAUUUCUAAUAUUUUAUUACAUGGGUGUGUACAAUAAACCGGUGGCCCAGAACAGGCCAGGCGUCAUUUUGACUUGUUUGACUAAACAGGUCUACAAGGAAAAGAAAAUGAGAAAAUUAUAGUUGAACAAGACUUCUAUAUAUAAAAGUCUUAACUACUGGGGUUGAAUAUCAGACUGUGAGAAGGCACUUGGCAUUUGUAAAAUUUAUUAAAGAAUAAGCCUUAAAAAAAGAAUUAAUUUAGUUGAAUCAUGCAUUUUUUCGCUUAAACUGAUUUCCAUUCUAAUAAUGUAUUUUUUCAAAAAUGAGGACAAUAAUUAAAAAAGGCCUUGUAGCGUGAUAAAGUUCCAUUAAUAUCAAUCGGGAAAGUUCAAUCUAUAUUCUCUUAUUGUCAAAAUCUGUUUGUUUUUUUUAUUUUUAUUCUAGAUUCCAUCAUUCAACACCUGAUUAGUAUACAUUUAUAUAUAAGGAUUUUAAAUUGUAUUUUAUUGAUAAUAUAGAAAUAUAUUGAAAAAUACAUUUUUUCUCUACUACUUCUUGCCAAAUUAUUACUUCCAUCUUUACUUCUGCACCUUUCAAUUACCAGUGAUGCAUAAUUUUAUAAUUAUAGUAAAACAAUAAAAAGAUAGUUGUUGAAAUAAUGUAACACAAGCCACUAUUAAUAUAUUAUUAUUUAAAAUAAAGAAUUGAAACUCCAGCUGCUGGAACAGUAUUGCAUUCUCAUUAUAUACAAUUAGUUGGUCCUUUAUUUAAGGCAAGUGACCAAUUGCCAAGACAGUACAAAACAUCACAAUACCGAACAACAUAAACACAUAUAAGAAUAAAGCUGGGGUCACUGCCUUGGAAAGGUCAAUGCAAAUCAUUAGGGGUUUGAACUGGUUUUAGAGCGCUCAACCUAACACUUGGCCCAGCAAUAUUCAUGAUACACAUAAGUGUAAAUAAAAUUUAACCUCAUAGCAUUGCAACUCAAAUUAAACAAUAAUAAAAGGGAAUUAAAACGCAUUCAAUUUAAUUACCAUUUA
This is a messenger RNA of Dreissena polymorpha, 4178 nucleotides long. RefSeq lists its product as uncharacterized. Lineage: Eukaryota; Metazoa; Mollusca; Bivalvia; Myida; Dreissenidae. The transcript is spliced from 4 exons. Gene Ontology annotation, molecular function: protease binding; death domain binding. The record is from RefSeq and is a predicted model, not a curated record. Gene Ontology annotation, biological process: regulation of apoptotic process. The coding region runs from base 1516 to 2859 and encodes 447 amino acids.